AUGGAUAUCAGUUCUUCCUUCGGUUUUCUUGUGUUGGGCAUGAUGCUCAACCUCAUCCUCUACGGGUUCAUGUUCAUGCAGUGUUACUUAUACAUGUCUGUGUUCAAACGCGACGCUACCUGGAUCAAAAUCUUCGUAGCCUAUCUCCUUCUGGCGGACACUUUGAACACUGCGUUUACUGCUGCGAUCCUUUACGAAUACCUCAUCGCCCAUUACGGCGAGGUCGAUUACCUAUCCCACGCGACAUGGUUAUUCUCUACAGACCCCGCAUUGACUGGAAUCAUUUCCUGCUCCGUACAGCUCUUCUUUGCGUACCGUGUCAAACGUUUGACGGGGAAUAUAUGGCUGGCAGUAGCUAUAUCCUUGCUUGCCGUAGCCGCCGCUUGCGGUGCGCUUGGCUCCGCGAUCGCGGUGAAUUGGUGGCACGACUUUGAUGAUUUCCGGAACUUCAAGGCUGUCGUCGUCAUCUGGCUUGUCUGCGCUGCCGUUGCCGAUGUUCUGGUGACCGGAGUUCUUGUGUGGUACCUGCGAAAGAAGCGCACGGGCCUCGUUGGCACUGACCUAUUCCUCGAUCGUAUCGUCAGACUCACCAUCCAAACCGGCCUCCUCACCGCAGUGUUCGCCGUUGUGGAUGUCGUACUUUUCCUCAGCAGUCCAACGACCCUACACUUCUUAUUCAACAUGCCAUUAGCAAAGCUCUACACAAACAGUCUGAUGUCUAAUCUCAAUUCACGCAGCGGCUGGGAAGGCGGCGACUCGAAGCAAGGUGCACCUGGCAGUCUUUCGGAGCGUGGAAAUGGCAUGCGAUUGCAGCAGCUCAAGCACAGUGUACGCCUGCCCACCAUUGUACCAAGUGGAAUCUCUGACACUCCAGGCAUUUGCAGGGGCCGGAUUUUAUCAUGA
Messenger RNA from Heterobasidion irregulare TC 32-1, 903 nucleotides. RefSeq lists its product as uncharacterized. The transcript is spliced from 13 exons. The coding region runs from base 1 to 903 and encodes 300 amino acids. The record is from RefSeq and is a predicted model, not a curated record. Lineage: Eukaryota; Fungi; Basidiomycota; Agaricomycetes; Russulales; Bondarzewiaceae.